Molecule: messenger RNA, 2238 nt
Organism: Carcharodon carcharias (great white shark)
Lineage: Eukaryota; Metazoa; Chordata; Chondrichthyes; Lamniformes; Lamnidae
Product: cyclic AMP-responsive element-binding protein 3-like protein 4
Exons: 10
Coding region: 162-1586 (474 amino acids)
Biological process (GO): regulation of transcription by RNA polymerase II
Cellular component (GO): nucleus
Molecular function (GO): RNA polymerase II cis-regulatory region sequence-specific DNA binding; DNA-binding transcription factor activity, RNA polymerase II-specific
Source: RefSeq, a predicted model, not a curated record
UUUCUCAGCCGCCAUGUUUAUGCGGGGCUAAAGGUUUCUCCAUUUAAAAUUAUUUAAGUCUUCAGACGGAAAAGGUUCUGGAACGUAGAAAAACCUUACGCCCCCGAAGACAAAACCCUCGAAUCCUUAACUGGAAGAAAUUUAUGUGAGGUCGAUGAAGAAUGGAUACUGACAGUCAGGAGCUGCUAGCUGUGUAUUAUGAGCAGCAGGACAGGAUAUUCCUGGAAAAUGGAUAUUCCUCCUCAAACAGCAUAUAUCCAGGACAGGAAGAUAACAGCACCAGGUCGGAAAAGCUGCUGGAAGAAUGGGCAGUUACCGGACGUAGUAGUUUCACUGAGAGUGAACCUGAGGACACAUUACAGACAAUGAUUAACCCCAAUGAGGUUUACAGCAGCAGUCGGAGAGUAGUCGAAGUAGCCUCAGAGACUGACAGCGGCAUCUCCGAUGACCAGCGCCCAGACAGUCCACAGCACAGUGACCCUGGACCUGAGAGUGAGGCUGGUCCCAGCACAUUCUACCAGGUUGUGUAUGGAGUCAGUAUGCUGGAAGGCAUGAAGACAGAGCGAGCAGCCAACAGCACCAGCCUCGUGUCAAUCGAGCUCGGCAGUUGGAAUACGCCGAUGCUGAUCCCAGAGACUUGUGUUGUAGACACUGCACCAACCCUCACAGGCAGUGUGAAGAGGUCACGUAGCAUCACAGACACUGACACAGAUAUCGUCAACAGCCUGAUGGUAAAGAAGCAUUUCCCUGACCUGGCACUGACUGAGGAGGAGAAACGGCUGCUGAAUCAGGAGGGAAUUGUCCUGCCCAGCAACCUGCCUCUGACCAAGGCUGAGGAACGGAUUUUGAAGAAGGUGCGGAGAAAGAUCCGGAAUAAGCAGUCAGCACAAGAAAGUAGGAGGAGGAAGAAGGAAUACAUUGAUGGGUUAGAGAGCAGGGUUGCUGCCUGUACAGCUCAAAACCAGGAGCUUCAGAAACAAGUGCUACAGCUCGAACAUCACAAUGUGUCUCUGCUAACUCAGCUACGUAGGUUACAGUCUCUGAUUAAAGAGACUUCGAACAAGGCGGCACAGACCAGUACCUGCAUCAUGAUUAUGACUUUCUCCCUGAUGCUGCUGAUUAUGCCCAGUUACAACCUGAUCCGCUUGGAAACUCCAGUCAAGCAGCAGGGAUACAAACCCACUGGAGUUAUUUCCAGGACAAUCCUAACAGAUCUGGAAUCGACCCAGAUAUCGGAACUGGCUGAGAGCUCUCUCUCUGAUGUCCUGGGAUCUGUAGAGGUGCAGGAAGAAGCUGCCCCAUUGGCUGACAACCUGAGACCCAACUCCCAAGACGGGCCAGUUAUCAAAGGGAGCCGGUCAGGUCUCCUGCUCAAAGCCCGGGUUCCCCCGGUUAGUCACCUGGAAGAUUCAGAUCUCCAGAAAACCAGCAAGAAUUCUUCGUCUGGACGACAGGAGGAUUCGUCCGACUCUGGCACUCCCAUCCCGAGCCCUGACCUGCUCCGUGGACACUCCCCGACUCCCAGCUCACCACACCCGGGCCAGCCAUCUGAGACUACGAAAUCUGGCCGUGCGGAUGAGAUGUGAAAUGGGCUUUUCCAUCUUUCAGACCUAUAGUAGGGCAACUGGGUCACUACCUCAGGAUCAGGUGCCUCUGUCCCUGUGUGAGGGACAGGCCACCGAGUGACCCCCUGUGUGAGGGACAGAGGCACCGAGUGACCCCCUGUGUGAGGGACAGAGGCACCGAGUGGACCAGUCAGUGGGGUAUCAGCCACUGAUGACACCGAACUCUAACCCCCACGCCGGCUCCCAGACACUUCAUCUAUACCUUGUCCCAUCUUGAUGGGACAAGCUGCUGAUUGGACACUACAUUUCUUUUAUUGGUCUGGUAUUUCUUCUAUUGGUCUGGUAUUUCUUCUAUUGGUCUGGUAUUUCUUCUAUUGGUCUGGUAUUUCUUCUAUUGGUCUGGUAUUUCUUCUAUUGGUCUGGUAUUUCUUCUAUUGGUCUGGUAUUUCUCCAAUGGUCUGGUAUUUCUUCUAUUGGUCUGGUAUUUCUUCUAUUGGUCUGGUAUUUCUCAUUAAUGAGGUUUGUAAAUAGUCCUUCAUAAAAAUCCAAACAUCCUCUCUCUCACUCUCUCCAUGUGUGUUUGAGAGUGUGAGUGAGUGAGUGUUUGUGAGAGUGAGUGAGUGUGUGUGUGUGUGUGUGUGUGUGUGUGUGUGUGUGAGAGAGUGAGUGCGUG